Messenger RNA from Erinaceus europaeus (western European hedgehog), 3843 nucleotides. It is a transcript of the gene LRRC53, whose product is annotated as leucine rich repeat containing 53. Gene Ontology annotation, molecular function: protein binding. The record is from RefSeq and is a predicted model, not a curated record. Gene Ontology annotation, cellular component: plasma membrane. Lineage: Eukaryota; Metazoa; Chordata; Mammalia; Eulipotyphla; Erinaceidae.
AUGGGUGGAUGGCUCAUGCUCUUUGCCAUCAUGCUGCUACGGUUGGUGGCAGCUUGCCCAGUAUCAUGCGUGGUGUGCACCAAAGAUGUAACCCUCUGCCACCAGCUAAGCUAUAUAGUAGCAGCCCCUGUGACUACGAAGGUUUUAGUCAUCACUGAUGGAUACCUAUCCUCCAUAGAGAGCACAAAUCUCCUUCUGUUUAAUCUUGCCCUGCUCUCCCUGAGCAGAAAUGGAAUCAAAGAUGUACAGGAUGAAGCCCUGCAUGGCCUUUCAAAGUUGCGGACACUGUUGCUGGAACACAACCACAUAUCCAGCUCUUCCCUCACCAAUCACACCUUCAGCAAGCUUCAAAACCUGAAGGUUCUGGUACUUAGCAAUAAUGCUCUUCACACCCUUCAAGGAUCCUGGUUCCACAACAACAGGGGCCUGACAAGGCUCCAGUUGGGUGGGAAUCAGAUUUCUAAUCUGACAGACAGGUCCUUUGGAGGCACAAAUCUGCAUAGUCUGAGGCAUUAGGAUUUAUCUAACAACUUUAUUUCCUACGUUGGGAAAGAUGCUUUCCUGCCUCUGCCUCAACUACAGGAAGUGGACCUUUCCAGAAAUAGGUUGGUGCACGUGCCAGAUGUUUUUACUCCACUGAAGCAGUUAAUCCUUCUGAGUUUAGAUAAGAACCCAUGGAGCUGCAGUUGUGAUCUCUAUCCUCUUGCUCAGUUCUUAAGAAACUACAUUAAGUCUUCUGCUCACACACUCAGAAAUGCUAAGGACCUAAAUUGCCAACCAUCUACCACAGUUAUGGCCGAUUCAAAGAGUUUGUUAAGGCUGUCUGAAACCAACUGUGAGUCCAAAGCUCCUAACCUCACUCUGACUCUAAAAGAGAAAAGUACUCUCCUCCCAGGGCAGGAUGUAGCCCUGCUGACUGUCCUUGGCUUUGCAGGAGCUGUUGGUCUCACUUGUAUAGGUUUAGUUAUAUUUAACUGGAAACUACAACAAAGUAAAACAAAUGAACACAUAUCAGAAAACCUUUGUUGCAGAAACUUUGAUGAAUCCCUGUGUGCUCAUGAGGCAAGAAAUUACCAAGCUCAGGGAUACCGUAACUGCCACUUAACUCAGGAAAAUAAGAUAAAGGUCAUGUCCAUUGUGGAGUCCAGAAAGGAAAUACCACUUUCACAGGAAAACAGUCAUCAAGCAGGACUUGUUUCUGAGUCUACAAUACUUGACAGAUCAUUUAGAAAUGUGAAAGAGAAGGACCACAGGGCAGAUAGCUCUUUCUUCUGCCUUGGUGGCAGACUGUUACAGUCAGAAUGUUCAGAGUCUCCUGAGAAUAUGGCAGCUUUUAAUGAAGCGAACUUACUUGCAAGAUACUAUCCAGCAAGAACAAGAAAACUAAGGAAUCAUAUGCCUGAGGAAGUCCAACUUGGAAAUUUGUCACAGCAAAUGGCAACAAUAACAGAUAUCAGCAGUGACACAUUUAGUAGAAGAUAUGCAACAUCCACUUCAGCCUUGGCAACAAAAAGUCUUGAAAAGCAUUUAACAAAUGAAUCAUGGCAGCCUCCAAUAGAAAAAGAAGACAGUGGCUUACAUCCUCACGGGCAGAGACAUGUUAUUACAAACUCAUCUACCAAACCUUGUGGAUCUAAGGGAUACAACACACAAAAGAUCUUAGAACAACAUAGAUCAAAAUAUGAUGAUCCUUGUAGACUGUUAAAACAGAAGAGGAAUAGGUGUUUUCAACCGAACAGUUCUCUUAUCUGUAGAUAUGUGUCCUAUGACCAACUUCAAGAUUAUAUGAAAGAAAAGAAGGCAAAGCAUAGAGAAUACCUAAAGGCCGAGAAAGAACAAAUUCAAAUUAAGAGUGCAAUAGAAAAACUCCUUGUGAGUGAAGACAACAUGGAAUUAUCAGAUUUAUCAACAAAAAUCAAGAAAACACGUACCCCAAAGAAGGUUAUCUUCCAUGGCCCUAAAAAAAACAGGUUGGUGAUGCCAUCCAAAACAUUAAUGCCUUGGAACCAGCAGAAAGAUCUGAGUAACCACUUCACUCACCUAAAUGUCAAAAACUAUAACAAUCCUCAGGAGAAAAGUAGGAGAAAUUGGUUUACUGAUUCACAGAUUCUGAAAAAUAAGAGAAUCAAAUCUGACUUGAAGGGGAAAACUAAAAGAAAACAUUUAAAGAUAAAAUUAAAUUUACAUCCUUUUAGAAAAGUUAGAGUCCAUCCAGAAAAACCCUUGCCAGAACUCUCCAAAAAACACAAACAAGUACUGUUUACUUCUAAUAAAUUAUCCAAAGCUUCUAAAAAGGAAGCCCAAACAAACCUUCUGUCCUCUGCAGAUUUUUCCCAAAAGCUAGAGAGCAACAAUUAUAGGAGACAUAUUUCAAAGAGGGUGCAUCUCAAACAAAUUCCAAAGCAAAUCCCCUAUUACAGAAAAAACACUAAAGAGGCCCCCCAUUUCAAUGCUAACACCUUGCCUAUAGUUAAACAGAGCCCUAUGAGUGGCAACUAUUAUCCUGCUGGUCACAUACCAGUUGAAAACUCAUCAGCAUCUCAGCCCAGUCCCAGCAGAGUUGAAUACAAGCACACACAUUUUCAAUCUUUAAUUGAACAAAUGCAAGGUGAAACUCAUAUCUCAUUGGAAGUUCCUAGUAGCUUAUCAGCUUCUUGGAAAAACACAGCAAGCGAUAUCUUACUGCCCCACUACAGGGAAGCUACUGGCCAAGGAAAAACAGAGGUCAGUGAACAUUCAGAACAAGACAAGCCAGAGAUGACUGAGUUAGACCAGUCUUCAUUGUCCUUGGGGAAUCAAACACAGCUUCUAGGUGCCCAUAAAACUGAUACCCACAAGGAACAUAAUUCAGAUCACAAUCACAUUUUUCAACAUGUAGAGCAAGAUUCAGGUCAUUUUACACAUCUAGGAGCUAGAGAAGAAACAUUAGUGACAGACCCAAAAAAAGAAUAUAAAAUUGUAGAAAAUUGUAUUAUAGAUGAAGGAAAUGAUGUUGAAAAAGAAACCAAGACAGAAACUUAUGAUUCCUCUUUCAAUCUACAGUCAUAGUUCAAGGGUAACCCAACAUUUAUGAAGACAAAUUCUGUUCCAUAUCAACAUAGAAUAGAACCUCCCAAGGAUAUCAGUUCUCCUAGUAUUCAAGCUAUUUGGCAUCUAGCCAAAGGUAGUGAAAAAUACAUUGACAGCACAAAUACAUUGCUGAGUGAUGAUGGCACUGAAGGACUAGAGAUAAAAAUAAUAGGGACAGACAAGAAAAGUGUGUUCAAUAGAAGUGAUGCAAAUUCCAGUAUGUCAAUUGAGACCACAAAGACAUUAGAAUGCACCACAAAGAGAGUCAGGCGGUAGCACAAAUGCACCACAAAAGAAAAGCAGUAAACCUGGGAUGAUGAAAAAGGUGAAAAACAGGUAUUAACUGAUUCAAAUUCUGCUGUAGCAACGAUUACAGUUAAAAAUUUGAGUACUACAACUUUUUAUGCAACUGAAACACACUGUCCUAGUGUAAAAUAUACUUAAAGUAAUGGCAAUAUGCAUGAUUUAAGAAAUGUUCAAAGUAUUCAUCAACCAUAUAAAGACUACAGUGUACACAAAGACAAUGUAAUGACAACGAAGACACAUGAAGCACUUACUCUCUUACCAGUGUUAAAAGACAGCACUGAUCAUGCAAAAAUAGAAGUGCCUCUAAUUUGUGGGAAAAUAAAUGAAACUGAAAACUUAACUCCUAAGCCUAUGCGAUAGCCAUUAUCUGCUGAACAUGUAAAUGCAUUACCUUUAGAGGCAGAACAAAGUGAAGAAAAUAACUCGAAUAAUAAUCAUUUUCUACUUUACCAUUCUUCAAAAGGAUAA